CAAAGUGGAGUAGAGCACAGCAGAGUGCAGGAUAUCUGAGCACAGCAGCACACAGAGAGGCAGACACAUCCGCCGCUGGAGGGAUCAAAUCUGUACCAUCUGACGCUCAAGGAUUUAUCGGUUUAGUCAAAAUUGCUUUUCCCACUGUGGAGAUUAAGCACCGUAGAAUGUUUUCCACUCAGGCCGUAGAAUAGCCCAGUGUAGCUUCUGCUGCUGCUGCUGUUGCUGCUGUGUCCUCUCCCCUCUCUCAUCAGCUCCGGCGCUGUGGAAGGGAAUGUCUCAGGAAGGUGGAGAGCUGCAAGCCCUGGAGGGGAGUCGAUUCUGAGUGACAGGAGAGGUGCGUCCUCUGGGGAAUGUGAACCAUGCAGGUGGAUGCUGUUGUUGUGCUCUUCUGUGUGUGGAUCGUGGGCGCCGCUGGGAGGAUGGCCCAGUCAAGGGGUCACAAGCUGGAGACCUACAAACAGAGCAGGUCACGGAGAGAGACCAGAAUGGAGGGGGGUGGAGGUCAGAAAUCUGGAAGCCCGAUUUACAAACGAAGUCCAGACAUGACAAAAUCUCUGAUGACAAAAUCGGAGCAGCUCCUGAGAAUAGACGACCACGAUUUCACCAUGAGACCAGCAUUCGGAGGUCCUCCGAUUCCUGUUGGAGUCGAUGUUCAGGUUGAAAGUCUGGACACCAUCUCUGAAGUGGAUAUGGACUUCACUAUGACACUGUACCUGCGUCACUACUGGAAGGACGAGCGGCUGGCGUUUCAGAGCACCAACAACCAGAGCAUGACCUUUGACAGUCGCCUGGUGAAGAAGAUUUGGGUUCCUGACAUGUUCUUCGUCCACUCCAAGCGCUCUUUCAUCCAUGACACCACCACGGAUAAUGUCAUGCUGAGGGUGUAUCCUGAUGGCAACGUCCUCUACAGUCUCAGAGUCACUGUCACUGCCAUGUGCAACAUGGACCUGAGCCGCUUCCCUCUGGACACCCAGACCUGCUCGCUGGAGAUCGAGAGCUAUGCAUACACAGACGAUGACCUGAUGCUGUACUGGAAGAAAGGAAACGAAUCCCUCAACACUGACGACAGAAUCUCUCUGUCCCAGUUCCUCAUCCAGAAAUUUCACACCACCACCAAGCUGGCUUUCUACAGCAGCACAGGCUGGUACAAUCGUUUGUACAUCCACUUCACCCUGCGGCGACACAUCUUCUUCUUCCUGCUGCAAACCUACUUCCCUGCCACUCUGAUGGUCAUGCUGUCCUGGGUGUCCUUCUGGAUUGACCGCAGGGCUGUGCCCGCCAGGGUGCCACUAGGCAUCACCACAGUCCUGACCAUGUCCACCAUCAUCACCGGGGUCAACGCCUCCAUGCCGCGGGUCUCCUACAUCAAAGCAGUGGACAUUUACCUCUGGCUGCCGUGCACUUGUGGCAUAGGCAACCCAGACGAGAUGAUGAUCGACCCCCAGAUCACUGGCUAUGGGUCCAUGGAUGUCAACACCACAGGGAAUUAUGGGAUGCCAGAGAAUGGCGGCCGCCAAGAGCGAAUCUUGGCCCAGGUGGCACUGAACGACCCGCAGAUCACAGGCCAAGUAAAGCCAACCAGGGGCUACGUGAACAUUUGGAUAGACACCCACGCCAUAGACAAGUACUCGAGGGUUGUCUUUCCUGGUGCGUACAUCCUCUUUAACAUCAUCUACUGGUCCAUCUACUCAUAACACGGGCUGCAGAAGUGGGACAUGUGUAAGAGACAUCUGUGACGGGACUCCAGGAGCUCGGCUUGUUUGUAUAAGAGCAGGAAAGACGCCGCUUUUGAUUCUUUUCAGACAGAGAAACUGCUCAUUCGAUGAAUGGAGACCACUGACAGACUGGUGAUCAUUGCCUUCUUGACCCAGCCACUUAAAACAGAGGUACUGACAAACUGGACAGCCAUCAACGAUUGAUUUAUCAAUCCAUCAAAUCUAUGUUGUAUCUUUAGUGUUGUUGAUGGAAAGUUUCGAUAUUGUCGCUGCAUGAAGCUUUACUGCACAAACACACCAACACAAACUGUGCAACUAUGUGCAGAUUAACUCACCAGGGGUAUGAUUCUGGAUGCAGUGAAGGAAAAUGUCAACAUGGAUUUCUGACAAUGCCAGCACAUGGACAGAUUCCUCCCUCUUUGCGAAGAAGUAGACUUGACAAUCAAAAGCAAACAAAUCAUUUUCAAAGGAAUAGCGUGACAUUUUGUGAAAUGCAUUUAUUUUGUUUUCUGGUUCAAAGAUUAAUACCUUUCUAAUAUCUGUCUGUUAAGGCCUAACUAUAAAGCUACAGACAUCAACCAGAUAGCUUAGCUAAGCACAGAGACUGGAAACAAGGGGAAAAGCUAGCCUGGCACUGUGUGAAGGUGGUCAUCUCUAGCUCACAUGCUAAGAGGUUUCAUCUUGUCAAAAUGUUUUCUAGAUGGUUAUGUGCCAAACAAUUUUAUUGCUGAGAUCAGAAACUUCCUGGACACUUGGUUUUCACUGGUCGGGUACAUAAUACUGUUAAAAAUACUGUAAAUCAUCUAACUGUUGGAUUUACACCUCAGUGUUUGUUUGGAUUGACAAAUGA
Paralichthys olivaceus (Japanese flounder) is the source of this 2568-nucleotide messenger RNA. The record is from RefSeq and is a predicted model, not a curated record. NCBI's taxonomy places the organism in Eukaryota, Metazoa, Chordata, Actinopteri, Pleuronectiformes, Paralichthyidae.